Mytilus californianus (California mussel) is the source of this 1860-nucleotide messenger RNA. Its product is annotated as transmembrane protein 183-like. The record is from RefSeq and is a predicted model, not a curated record. The coding region runs from base 45 to 950 and encodes 301 amino acids. NCBI's taxonomy places the organism in Eukaryota, Metazoa, Mollusca, Bivalvia, Mytilida, Mytilidae. Gene Ontology annotation, biological process: regulation of protein stability. Gene Ontology annotation, cellular component: SCF ubiquitin ligase complex. The transcript has 3 exons.
AUUUUCAGCUUGAAUUUAUUUGUAUAUAUUUUACAGUUAGAAAUAUGCAAAUGACCACCAUAGACAAAACUAAACUUGAGAAGGAGGAUGUCAGCUGGUUUGACAAAGAUAUUGAUGAUUUAGAAAUAGGGGAGCCAGUAUCUGAAGAACCUCAGGACAUCGACCAGAAUCAAGUACAAAGAUAUCAAAGACCAAAGAGAGAAAGUUCCUCAGGAGCAAUAAGAUUUCCAAUAGAUUUAUGGGUAGCUUUAUCAUGUCAAAUAGCACCAGAGCAGAUUUUGACGUUUGCUCAGAUCUGUAGGGCAUCAAAUGCUGUAUUGCAUACAGUACAGUUCUGGAAACAUUUAUAUAAUAGAUUUUACCAUGAGAAAAGUGAACUCCCAGAAUGUCUAAGAAUAGAGAAUCUAGAGAGAAUAAAUGGACUUCGACAGAGAGUUAUUAGAUCAUUGUAUUACAUUUAUCCUCCUUUUGUAGCAAAGAUCAAACGGACAAUGCCAUUCGAGGAUGAACCACAUUUUUUUGUCGGCCAAAGAUGCAUAUUUACUUGGCAUGAAAAAGUGAAAAAUGUGUAUAAGUUUAAUUUCAAAUUCAAAAAGGAAAGAAUAUAUGAAAUUAACAAACUGAAAUAUUUUAGAGAAACAGCUGACUUGAAAAAUGGCUACAGAGAUUUAUAUUUCAAUGAUGAAAAUGAUUAUUAUGUUUUAGAAGUGACUUGUCAGACUUUCUUGUCAGUACCUUCUGUGAUGGGACUUGUUUUAAGUAAUGUUUAUCUCAAGUUAAGUAGUGGCAUGAGAUAUCAUUGUUUAAAGCUAGUUUUUGAUACUAAUAUAAAAGGCAUUCCUGAAGGUAGCAGAAAGGGCAUUGAAGAUACUGUUAUGAUUUUAGAUCCUGUCUUAAAUGUAAAAAUAUAUCCUUGGUGGCAUCCUAAAUAUCCAUUCCUUAAUAAUUAGCAAAUUUAUUGUAAUCAUUGUAGCAGUCAUUUAACAGUAAACAUGUGUCAAACAGAUUAAACAUAACCUUAGUAAAAACAAUGAAUUUUCAAGUCACAAUUAGGAAAGAAGAUUUUCAGUUAUUACAUUUGUUUUAAAACUUUUAAAGCUCAACUUUGGCUUGGUUAGCUUUUAUUUUAUUUUUGCUUAUUUUAAAAGUCCAAAAGCUUUUAAAGUUUGUGAAAUAAAGCUUUUUAAAUGGUAUGAAAUUUUUUUUUUUUGUAAAUUUAGAAAUGUUUUGACUUUUGCAAUAUUAUGACAGGUCAUUUGUUGUACAUAUGUAUUAAUAAAAAAACAGAUUUUUUUUUAACUUAUUCAAAAUGAUAGGAAAUACUGGACAAAUAACUAUUCAGAUACUUACUUAACCAUGUAUGUUUUAAGGAUUGGAUAUGAAUAAAUGAAUAUUUUUGCUAUUUUAACUCUCCCUAGUACAUAAUUCUACUACCUCAACAUGCUUUCAAAGAGGUACCAGUUUGGUUUCAGACUUAUGAUAAUGCAUGUCAAGUGCCUAUUGUGGCAAAAUUUGAUCAAGAAAUAUUGCACAUAGGUAGAAGUUAGCUCAUAGGUUCUUUUGUUCAAAUCUGAGCUGUAGAGAAUGCAAGAAAAUGUAGAGAUUUGCAACAAAAAGCCCCCUGGACUAUAAUUCUUCUCUGAUUAGGAUGUGUAUAAUUUUUUUCCUGUUCAAGUAUAAAGAUUUCUGAUAAGGGCAUUUAUGACAGCACAUUAAUAUUUUGAAUGCUGUUACAUUAGAAUCAAGACAUUUUAGUUUUUAGCAAAGUAUGAAAUUAAACUCAUUAAUCUUGCUUCCACAGUUUUGAAAUUUUAACUUGAUUGUUUAAAUGUUUUGUUAUUAAAAUUUUGUUAUAACAUG